Messenger RNA from Coccinella septempunctata (seven-spotted ladybird), 1438 nucleotides. Its product is annotated as protein abrupt-like. Bases 206 to 1366 code for a protein of 386 amino acids. Gene Ontology annotation, cellular component: nucleus. NCBI's taxonomy places the organism in Eukaryota, Metazoa, Arthropoda, Insecta, Coleoptera, Coccinellidae. Gene Ontology annotation, molecular function: protein binding. Gene Ontology annotation, biological process: regulation of transcription by RNA polymerase II. The transcript is spliced from 3 exons. The record is from RefSeq and is a predicted model, not a curated record.
CCUUGCAAAUAUUGCGAACUUCUUCCGAUGACGGCUGUUGAAGGCCACAGUACUUCCAUCUGAUUUUUUAUUUUUGUUUUUAGUUCUACGAUUAAAUUGGAAAUUUCAUUAUUUUCCUUCAUCUCAAUUAUGUUUCCCAGAUGUUCUUUAUUUGGAUUUGUAACGUAUAACAACAAUUGAAGUAGUGACCUAUAUCUUUAUCAAAAUGUCUGCCAAGCACUUUUGCUUGAAAUGGAAUAGUUAUCAUUCAAAUAUAGUGAGUGCCUUCGAGAGCUUACAACAUUCAGAGGAACUGGUUGAUGUUACUUUAACUUGCGAGGGUAUAAAUUUAAAAGCUCAUAAAUUCAUAUUGUCAGCAUGUAGCCCUUACUUCCGAACAGUUUUCAAGGAGAACCCUUGUCCUCAUCCUAUAGUAAUAUUAAAAGAUGUAGUUUAUACAGAUUUGAUAGCUGUUAUAAAUUUUAUGUACCAUGGAGAGGUAAUGGUAUCUGAAGAGCAAUUACCUUCAUUUUUGAGUACUGCCAAAUUGCUUCAAGUAUCUGGCUUAAAUUCCUCCGAUAAUACCAAGAAGAUAACAAACCUCAAAAGAUCAAAAUUAGUUCCUUUAGAAAAUCCUUCUAAAAAAAUAAGGACUAAGAGCUUAAAAGAAAACUCCACAACUAAUAAAUCAAAUGAUACUAUGACAAGAGAAAAUGUAACCCACGUAAAUAUAAAUUCUCCUAAACACUCUGAUAAUCCAGAAAUUGAAGUUAAAACUGAGAAGCCUGAUGAGGAAGUAUGCGCAGAUGUUAAUGAGAACAUUUCCAAUCAGAAUAUGGAGAAAACUUCUAUUUUAGAAGCAGCUUUAGAUUCUAAAAGGAGUAUUUUAGAGAGAUCCUUGACUGCUCAUCACAGUCCAGGAAAAUCUCCAUCGUCAGUCCCCUACACUUUAGAACCUGUAGUGACUAUAGAAAUGCCAAAAAAUGCUGUUAUUAUAAGGAAACACCCAGAAGGUGAGUUAGAAAAAAUUCUUAUGAAGUCCCCAUCCUCUGACUCUAGUAGCAGUGUAUCUUAUGACCGUCCAAGUGAAAUACUGCAGCAGUCACUGCAAGUCGAGGGAGAAACCUAUGAAUUUGAGGGAAGUCACAGUUUAGACCCAAACAUACAAAUAAAGUCUGUUGAUAUUCAGCCACAUCAUAGUUCCCAAUGUGGUACAUGUCCUCAUUGUGGUCAAAUAUAUUCAAAUCAGUCUGCCCUCAAAUAUCAUGUUAGAUUAGUUCACUCAGACCUUACAAAUAUGUACUGCUGCCAUCUUUGUCCAGAGGCUUUUGAUUUUCGGGAAGGUUACAAAAAGCAUAUGUCUGAAGCUCAUAGUAUUAGAAAUUAACUGAAAGAUUUAAAAGAUGUUUAUCAUAUUUUUGUAAUUUUAUACAUGUUGAAUAUUAAAUGGUUUAUAGUU